Molecule: messenger RNA, 2929 nt
Organism: Leptidea sinapis
Lineage: Eukaryota; Metazoa; Arthropoda; Insecta; Lepidoptera; Pieridae
Gene: l(2)37Cb
Product: pre-mRNA-splicing factor ATP-dependent RNA helicase DHX16
Exons: 5
Coding region: 253-2907 (884 amino acids)
Cellular component (GO): catalytic step 2 spliceosome; intracellular anatomical structure
Molecular function (GO): RNA binding; ATP binding
Source: RefSeq, a predicted model, not a curated record
UGUUUAUUGUUAGUUUCAAUAGUUUGUAGUUUAUAAAAAUUAAGAACUAUCAAUAUAUAUUUGUAACUUUGUAAUAAUUUUAUUAAAACCUUCCGCUCAUAACAAGUUAUAUUUAAACCGAUUUUUUCUAGUGGAUAUAUUUAGUUUUCAUCUACUAAGAUUCUCCUUUUUUUAACCAGAUUUUUAUGUGUACAUGAUUGAUAUUAUGCUGCAGGAAGAGCUAUUAUCGGAUGUUUAUUAAUAUUUAAUGAAAUGGAAAAGCGAAGUAAACGACAAUACUCAUCCUCGGAGGAAGAUAGUGCUGAGGAAUAUCGCAAAAAAGAUAUAAAAGAGCGCGAUGAGUUUGCAACACGAUUGCGAAAAAAGGAUGAAGAGAAGGUGAAGAAAGUAGCUGAAGCUCACAAGAAGACAUAUGAAGAAGCAGCUAAACGACUUAAGCUAGAGGCCGAGGAUCGGGAAAAAGUUUUGCCCAAACUUCGAAUCCAAUCCCGCAGAAAAUACUUGCAAAAGAGAAAAGAUGACAAAGUUGUCGAAUUAGAAGAUGACAUCGCAGAUGAUGAAUAUCUUUUUGAGGAAAAUGUGUUAACAGAAAGGGAGAAGCGAGAUAGAGAACACAAGAAAACAAUAUUGAAACUAGCCAAGGAACAUGAGAAAGCUAGAGAAUUGGAGAAUAUCCAAAGAUAUCACAUGCCCCAAGAUCUUGGGAAAGGAGAAAAAGGGGAGUACAUUGAAGUUGAUGAAAAUGAAAAGUUGCCACAUGCAGAUCAAAGGAAAUGGGAACAAGAGCAGAUAAAAUCAGCCUUCUUUAAGUUUGGUGCUAAGGAUGCCAAAGCCCAAAAUGAAUAUGAACUACUAUUGGAUGAACAGAUUGAUUUUAUACAAGCCCUUCAGCUGGAAGGUAAUAAAGAAAAAAAGGAGGAGGAAGAAAUUUCAGAACAUCAAAAGAUACGAAUGACAAUUGAAGAAACUAAAAUAUCACUGCCUGUUUAUCCCUUCAAGGAUUCACUUAUUCAAGCUAUAAAAAAUUAUCAAAUUUUGAUUGUGGAAGGUGAAACAGGUUCUGGUAAAACUACUCAAAUUCCACAGUACCUUCACGAAGCCGGUUUCACCCAGGAUGGAAAGAAAAUUGGCUGUACUCAACCAAGAAGAGUAGCAGCUAUGUCAGUAGCGGCUAGAGUAUCCCAAGAGAUGAAUGUAAAACUUGGAAAUGAAGUCGGUUACAGCAUUCGUUUUGAAGACUGUACAUCAGAUAGAACAAUAAUAAAAUACAUGACAGAUGGUACUCUACAUAGAGAAUUCUUAUCCGAACCUGACCUUGCCUCAUACAGUGUCAUGAUAAUUGAUGAAGCUCAUGAACGCACAUUACAUACUGAUAUUUUAUUUGGUUUGGUUAAAGAUAUUACAAGGUUUAGACCAGAUUUAAAAUUACUUAUUUCAAGUGCUACAUUGGAUGCAGAGAAAUUUUCGACCUUUUUUGAUGAUGCCCCUAUUUUUCGAAUACCAGGAAGACGGUUUCCUGUAGAUAUUUACUAUACAAAGGCUCCAGAAGCAGAUUACAUAGACGCCUGUGUGGUGUCAGUGCUACAAAUUCAUGCUACACAACCACUUGGAGAUAUUCUAGUUUUCUUGACUGGGCAAGAAGAAAUUGAGACAUGUGUGGAAAUGUUACAAGAAAGAACAAAAAGACUUGGAAAAAAAUUAAAAGAACUCCUCAUAUUACCUGUUUAUGCUAAUUUGCCAAGUGAUAUGCAAGCUAAAAUCUUCGAACCAACUCCUGAAGGAGCAAGAAAAGUAGUCUUGGCAACAAACAUUGCAGAGACUUCUUUAACAAUUGACAAUAUUAUUUAUGUUAUUGAUCCCGGUUUUGCAAAGCAAAAUAAUUUUAAUUCUAAAACUGGAAUGGAAAGUCUCAUGGUUGUACCAAUUUCAAAAGCAUCAGCUAACCAAAGGGCAGGUAGGGCAGGGAGGGUUGCACCAGGCAAAUGUUUUAGGCUUUAUACAGCCUGGGCUUACAAAUAUGAACUAGAAGACAACACUGUUCCUGAAAUACAAAGGAUUAACUUAGGAAAUGCUGUUCUAACAUUAAAAGCAUUAGGAAUUAAUGAUUUAAUCCAUUUUGACUUUCUUGAUCCUCCCCCUCAUGAAACAUUAGUUUUGGCAUUAGAGCAACUAUAUGCUCUAGGUGCUCUUAAUCAUCAUGGAGAAUUAACAAAAGCUGGAAGGAGAAUGGCUGAGUUCCCUACAGAUCCUAUGCUGGCCAAAAUGUUAUUAGCAAGUGAAAAGUAUAAAUGUUCUGAAGAAGUGGUGACAAUAGCAGCUAUGCUAUCAGUUAAUAGUUCUGUAUUUUACAGACCAAAAGAUAAAAUAAUUCAUGCGGACACAGCUAGAAAAAACUUCUUUCAUAGAAGUGGUGAUCAUUUAAGUUUAAUGAAUGUUUAUAAUCAAUGGGUGGAUUCAGACUUUUCUGUUCAGUGGUGUUAUGAAAAUUUUAUUCAAUACAGAUCAAUGAAAAGAGCAAGAGAUGUGCGUGAACAACUGGCAAGUCUCAUGGACAGGGUUGAAAUAGAAAUGGUGUCAAGUUUGUCUGAUGACACCAAUAUAAGAAAAGCAAUAACUGCUGGUUAUUUUUACCAUAUUGCAAAAUUUUCUAAAGGAGGCCAUUACAAAACUGUCAAGAAUAAUCAAACUGUAAUGAUUCAUCCAAAUAGUGCAUUAUUUGAAGAACUUCCAAGGUGGGUUAUAUAUCAUGAACUAGUGUUUACCUCCAAAGAAUUUAUGAGACAAGUUACUGAGAUUGAAAGUAAAUGGCUAUUAGAAGUUGCCCCACACUACUAUAAGUCAAAAGAAUUGGAAGACUCAACUAAUAAAAAAAUGCCUAAAACUGUUGGAAAAUCUGCUAAGAUGUAAUAAAAAAAUAUUUCUAUAUAUA